Messenger RNA from Porites lobata, 1113 nucleotides. NCBI's taxonomy places the organism in Eukaryota, Metazoa, Cnidaria, Anthozoa, Scleractinia, Poritidae. The record is from the annotation of a GenBank genome assembly.
AUGUCAUCUCCGUCGGAUUCCUCUUCCUGCACAUCUGAAAGUGGUCUAGAAAGUUUUACAGUUGACGAAGUGAUGGGGGAAUUGUCUGAAUUUGCGCCGUACGACGACAGUUGCGAACCCCUUGCUACCGAGGGAGAAGCCGCGGACUACAACGAAAGAGUUCAUCGCGAAGAAGAAGAGGAACAACAGUUUCAGCGAAGAUAUUCGGGAGAGGUGCCAGCGAAUGAAUGGUAUGGUAUUAUCAUGGAAUGUAGAUUUAUAUUUUUUUUUUCCAAUUUCAACAUACCCGUCAUUAAAUCGUGCGCGUGAGGAACGCGACUGUGUUUUGUUUAAGUUUACAAUUUCGUUGCUAUGUGAUUAACUGUAGUCCUGAUUUUAUGCGAUAGUUUUAUUGAAGAGGUCAGACAAUUAAUAAUUUUAUACAGACGUAUUUUUUUUGUGUUUGACGAAUUUUUCACAUUAUUUUGCAGGUGUUGGUGCUCGAACUGCUCUGUCAGCCUUGUUACAAAAGCGCAGGAGUGCAUUUGCUGCAAAGAGAUCGAUCGCUGCGAAGAGAUCAUGGAAGAAGCCAUUGGAGACCGGACCUUAUGCAUAACCCUCCAUCCAGGGUUUGAAAGCGUCUGCUUAAACCGCCACGUAUUAGAAGUGGCUGCACUGGGCCUAAAAACGCGAGCUGGAAAGUCGUACACAACUGUUCGUGGGCAAAGCAACAAAAGUGAUAAUGAGUAAGUUGGGGUAUUGUUGACUUUGUAUCGGAACGAUCGAACCGUACAUAGCAUUGAAUAAUUGAUACAUCUAAGCUUAUCGCCGUGGACUGAUCUCAUAGAAUCACAUUUUUUAUUUUCUAAAUGGCUUUAUUGCCCCAACUGCUUAUUUUUAAAAGGAGUAUUUAUUUAUCUCCAUCCAAUCCCUCCUUGAAUUAACAGUGAUCUCAUUUCUCUAACUAGAUUCCUGAGGUCUGUGGCCUAUCGCCAAUUUACAAGACCGCUGUGGAGUUAUAUUGGUAGUUCCAGGCGAUACCCCUUGCCCUGUUGUGCCUACAAUAAAAUCAGGAAACAAUUUCCGAGUCAAAAUGGCCAUUAUCGUGGAUUCGAAGAUGAAGAAAAUGAAUAA